AUGGAGAUUGGUGUACGAGCUCCUGUUCAGAACUCCGUUCGAAGCCGUGAGCCCCUGCGCGAUCCGAGGAGGAUUGCGCGGAGUGCUUUGGGCAGCCCAUUUGGAAAUGAAGCAUGCGAAGUAUGCAGAGUCUCCUCGUGGUUCUUGCCAGUUGCGUUCGGCUAUUGCGGUUUCAGGCACAAAGCUGGAAGAGUGUCUUUACGGGCACUUGCCAUGAAAAACAGAAGUCUCGUCAAGAGGGGCAAAAUACUGCCUGCGCAGCCGGUGCCAGAUGGGAUCGUAGCACCUCCUUAUGUUGCUGAUCCAGACCAAGUACGUGGCUGGUGGAACUCCCGAAUUGAAACAAAGACGGAUGAAGACAUUGAGGCCAUGAGGUCUGCUGGACAGCUGGCACAUGCGGCCUUGGACUUGGCCGCGGGUCUCAUUCGGCCAGGCGUCACUACUGAGCAGAUGGACAAGGAACUGCAUACCUUUAUGUGUGACCAUGGAGCUUACCCGAGCGAUCUCCAGUACAAAGGCUUCCCGAAAAGUGUCAUGAUCAGCAUCAACGAAGUGAUUUGUCAUGGCAUUCCCGACUGCCGCCCGCUGGAAGAUGGUGAUCUGGUAAAUGUGGAUGUGACGCUCUACAGACAUGGCUUCCAUGCAGACACUGCGCGCACAUGGAUGUGCGGUAAGGCAGAUCCAGCAGGCGAGCGUCUUGUGGUGUCAACGCGAGAGGCGCUGGAUGCCGCUGUGGCCGUUUGUGGUCCUGGAGCCCCUUUGAAAGCCAUCGGCGAUGCAGUAGCAAACAUUGCUGAACGCGAAGGCUUCGGCAUUGUCAAGACCCUGGUUGGCCAUGGAAUCGGAGAGUUUUUUCAUGGAGUUCCACAGAUCUUCCAUUGCCGCAACAGCGACAAUCGAAAGAUGCAGGAAGGCACCACCUUCACCAUCGAACCGGCGAACCAGAGUGGUUUACGUGGGAAGACGGAUGGACCGUCGCGACAACGGCACAAGCACACGUGUCACAGACUUGCAGAGAGCCUUUGCCGCAUGGAGCAGCUCCGGGAGAGACGUCGACGUCCCUCCGCUGCAGUUCGGCUUUUCCUCUUGUUGGGGCUCUUGUCGGCGAAUGCGAAUCAGUUCGACUGCGACACGCCGACCUGCGCUCGACAUAGUAACUGGCUGCCAGCGCCAUAUCCCAACUCGACAGAUAUUUGCAAUGAGCUCCAGAUCAAGGCGCUGCAGAGCUUCGUGUCUGUGGCGCCCCAGCUGUGUCGCGAGUGGGCAGCUAACGGACUGGGAGUCUGGGAAGAUUGCCGCAAGUCAUAUUGUCAGGCCUUGGGAGACCUAGCUUCGAACUUGUCGCAUGCAGGCAGCAACCUGUAUUACGGAGGUGAUGAAUGCCGGCCACUCGUAAAUUUCAACCAAACACUCUGUGAGACCGUUUAUCGCGAUGCUGAAGGCUUCUGUGAGUGCUUUUGCCCAUCUUUCGGUUUACUACAAGUCCCAAGCGUAGGGGGCUGCGAGUCCAAGAUCUACGAAUUUCUCUUUCUUGGACGCCGGGGGUUCGAACUCAGCCAGAAGUAUGCGCUGAGUGGCUAUUGUGCAGGCUUCCUAUGUGAGUUCAUGAACAAACUGGGGGAGCCUGAUCCGCCUUACCCGAUAGAGGGCAUUCCUGGGAAGUGCAAGAGCUUGGAAUUGCCGUGGCGAGUCGAGGGUUGCGUGAACUUAGUUUCAGAACAGCCAUACAACCCAGAAGCCUGGAAAACACCAUAUCCAGAGGAUGAUGUCAUGGAGUGUGUCGACAAGACUACACACGAAGUGGACGUUCGCCACGCUGAUACCAUGCAAGUUUGCAACACGCAUAAAUUCAGGUGGCGAUGUCCUAACAACGUGCCUGUAAUGUGCAAGGAUCCUUAUUAUUGCACAGGGGACCACUGCUGCGUACAAACUGUUGACGAAUGUCCAUCGGGUGAGCGAGAGGCAUCUCCGAUGCUUGCUUUGGAGCUGCCAGAGUGGAUUGGCCGGUUUCCACCCGACAUGAUUGAGAGCCUUCGUACUACAACAAGCUUAGACGCUUAUUCCCAGUUUCUUGGCAGCUUGGGCACGACAUCACGUGCACCAAGUUUCGCCCAACAGAUUUCUGAUUACGCGUGGGCCGGAAGUGCGAUGCUUGUCGUCAUUGGACUUACUUGCUCUUGCCUGGCAUGUUACUAUAUGGGACUGAUUAACGCCAGCCACGUUCGCAAAGUGGUUCUUGGCCCAGCCCGUCUUCUCAAUGCCUACCACGCCGACCCAGUGACUUUUUUUGCAUCUGGCAACCUGCCUCGCAACAAGAAGCGCGAAGCACCUCUCCCACCAAUGAGACCUGCACACGAGAUCGAAGAGGAGCGCAGAGAUAAUGAAGCUUGCGCAGCACUUGAGGACGCAUGGGACAUCGCGUCGCUAAAGGGAAUGCGACAUUUGGUGGGAAGGGCGAACGAUCCGGACCCCUUCCAGGCCAAGCUAUUGCGCGAUGCCAUUUCCAUAGCCCGAUCAAGGGGCCUUCAGGCAGCCUUCGCUGAAAAGCAAUGCCAGAAGCAGGUGAUUGUAGAGUACCGUUGCCGGCAGGUUCGUGCUGGUGUGGCAGACGUUCUUCAGAAGGGGGAGAAAUGGCUGAGCACCUUGGAGGCCGAAAGAGAACUACUGCGAGCCGUAGAGGAAGCUCGCCCUGAUCUCCGAUGGGCUGCCCAAGUCAGGUUGACCGAGGCACCUGUCGUGGGCAAGCCGUGGAUAGCCACGACUAUGUUCAAAAUGGCCGAGAGCGAGGUGCGAAGCAGCGGAUGGAAGCACAUUGAAGAUCUACGUGCUGCCGUCCAGGUUGCAGAGUCUCGGGACAUCAGCGAGUCGCACAUGAAGGAGGCGCAGGCGCUUCUAGCGGCGCUGGUUGCACGCACGCACGAGCUUCCCUCCGAUCGAUGUGUUCUGGAUCCAGACGGCGAAGGUAUCAAGCUGCUGCCAAAGGGCCACCAAAGAGCUGUUUGGCCAGUCACAGGUGACACCUACACCUACGAGCAGGGCUCCUCGCAAGGAGGUGACAUGGGUGUGGAUAUUUUACCUCCGAAAGAAGUCUUGGGUGAUGCUGCUGUCGAUGAUGCCCGGCCAGUAUGUGCCGAGUGGGCUAAGUCUUCUCGCUGCAAAGCAGGCCGCGACUGCCCCUGGCGGCACUGCCGGCCGCAGGCUGGUGACUCCGUGCGUGAGUGCAUCCUUUUCGACGUGUAA
Molecule: messenger RNA, 3240 nt
Organism: Symbiodinium sp. CCMP2592
Lineage: Eukaryota; Dinophyceae; Suessiales; Symbiodiniaceae
Source: the annotation of a GenBank genome assembly